Messenger RNA from Trichoderma harzianum CBS 226.95, 954 nucleotides. RefSeq lists its product as hypothetical. The record is from RefSeq and is a predicted model, not a curated record. The coding region runs from base 1 to 954 and encodes 317 amino acids. NCBI's taxonomy places the organism in Eukaryota, Fungi, Ascomycota, Sordariomycetes, Hypocreales, Hypocreaceae. The transcript has 3 exons.
AUGGCCAAAAUCAUUAACCAACCUCCUUUUAUUAGAGCAGAUGCGCUUGAUGAUAGCCGUCUUGAAGAUUCUCGCGAUCAAGUCCUCAAUGCAGAUUUUCCAGCCUCACCGCAUACCCCGCAGUGUCAGCUCGGCAGCAUUGAGUAUAUUCCAGGAGAACCAGCAGUACCCUUAGCUGAGCUUGAAGACUUUUUGCAAAGGGAAGUUGCUACACUGAUUUUGGAUGAGCUUUACAACGUGCUGCAUAUAUUCGCAAGAAAGCUUGGCAGCAAUAUUGAUGCGCUUCAUGCGCAAAACUUCAAGGGCAGAAGAAUUGUACCGGUUGAGAAUCCCCGGUUUCAUCUCAUACGGCAGGAGAAGAACUUUUUCAUAAAACCAAUACCAGUUUGCUUACUCAACUAUGACUUUUGGACGCAAUAUCUGGCAUCGGAUUUGCACACUUCAAGAUCGGAUUCCUAUCGGGCAAUGGCUCUGGGAUUUCUGAGAUCAUAUUCUCAUCUUAUUCUACAUCAAUCAGAUCUUCGAAUCGCAAAAGAGCACGGUCUCAUCCCGGAGGAUAUCACCUGGGCUGGGUGGUCCAAGUUCAUUCGUGGGUUUCGCCUUCUUAACAAUGAAGACGUAGCAAGACGGUACCACUAUGGCCAAAUUCGCCUUACGCGCUUGAAUUGGGCGAUCUUCAUCUUUCGGCCCAAGAGCGCAGGCAGCAGGUUACGAUUUUACCACGAGUCUCCAAGGUCGGCAUUGGCGUUCAUUCAGCAUGCCGCGGUACCGCUGGCCUUCAUAUUUGCUAGUGUGUCUCUCAUUCUAUCUUCGAUGCAAGUGAUGCUCACUGUGCCCGAUGAUUCGCUGCUAUUUGGGGGAAUUGCUUUAUCCUCUGCGUUACUAGUCUUUAUUCCUGUUAUCAUUUUUAUAUAUCAGAUAUCUUGGGGUAUCUUGAAGUAUCGAGGGAAGUAG